AUGGCAUGUAACGUCCCUAACCAAAGACAGCGGACUAUGUCAACCUCUGGAGAAGCUCUGUAUGAAAUUCUUGGUCUGCAUAAGGGAGCAUCAAAUGAAGAAAUUAAGAAAACCUACAGAAAGUUGGCCCUGAAACACCAUCCAGACAAGAACCCAGAUGACCCAGCUGCUGCUGACAAGUUUAAGGAAAUCAACAAUGCCCACACCAUACUGACUGACAUGUCCAAGAGAAUCAUCUAUGACAAGUACGGCUCGCUGGGACUCUAUGUGGCCGAGCAAUUUGGAGAUGAGAAUGUUAAUACCUACUUUAUGCUGUCAAGUUGGUGGGCAAAGACCCUGUUUGUCAUUAUUGGCCUCUUGACUGGCUGCUAUUUUUGCUGCUGUCUAUGCUGUUGUUGCAACUGCUGCUGUGGACACUGCCGGCCCAAAUCAUCGGAGCCAGAAGAGGACUUCUAUGUGUCCCCAGAGGAUCUUGAGGAGCAGAUCAAGACUGACAUGGAAAAAGAUUUGGACUUUCCAGUUGUUCUUCAGCCUACAAAUGCAAAUGAGAAAACACAGCUAAUCAGAGAAGGACCUCGAAGUUAUUGCACAGACUCUUAAUAAUGAGCCCACUGAGGGUCUGCAGUACCUCCUCUUGGUUCAACCAUGCCUCCAGGUGGUCAUGGGGAGAGGACAGGGGGCAUGAAAUGCUGUGAACUUUUCCACAUUUGUAUUUUAUUUUUAGGUUAGGGAAAGAUAACUUUCCCUACAUAACUUUCUCAGUAUGCAGACUUACUCUUUGAGUAGAAUUCCUAACGAAACAUUCCAUUUCAAUGAAUAAAGACUUGAAGAGUUGUUUGAUGCUCCUUGCAUGAGGUAAAGCAGUGGUGUGGGACAGGCUUUAGGAGCCUGCCUUGUAUGUGAGCCAGACCUCACUCCUUACAGACUAAAACAAUAUUCUGAAAAAAGGCCACUUUCAUCUAUUUAGCUAAAUGCAAUAUUCAUAUUUUCCAUAAAUAUCAGCAAAAUAUGUUUGAGAACUCAGGAGGAAUUUUGCAUGUGUGGAGGUUUUUCCCUGUCAAUAUUCAAUAUGGCUAGAGAAAUAUUUAAAGAGGCAGGAAGAAAUUAUUAGGUAAAAAAGACAAACCAUAUUAUUUUAAAGUACAUUUUUGAAAGAUUUAAAAUUUUAAUUUGUUGAAAACUGACAAAUAAAACCAGGAAGAAACAGGUUUUGUGUGUACUUUUAGACUGGCAUAAAAACAAAAACAAAACUCCAACCAAUGUUAUAAAUGAUCUGGAAAAUCAUUAUGACCUCAAGCCAGUCCCAAACAAUGUGUUGAUCAUUUUUAUGUAAAAAUUAUUUCUGCAUAACUGGCCUAGGUUAGUUAAACUAAAAAAAAAACCAACAACACAUGAGGUAAAGGGUAGAAUUCUAAAUUCUAUAGCCUACAUUUAAAGGCAUAUCACUUAUCCCAUUUUUGGUGGGAUUAAUUAUAUUGAUGAGAAAAUGUUUAUCUCUGUGCAUGUAAAACAUUUAAACUUAGAGGUCAUCUUUACAUUUACUUAUUUGAUCCAGAUAUUCAUUAUGUACUAUUUCUGAACAGUACAGCAGCAAAAGUGUUUGCUUUUCAAGGUCUUUCUUAGAUCUUUCUAUGACAUUGCAUUUUCAAGAUCUUGUUGUGUUUUUAUAUGAUAUUAUGAAAUGUAUUUUUUUUUCUGUUUCUUAUUCCCCUACCGCCAAUUAACAGUUAAUUAAGGUUAAAUAUACAUUAUGAGAAUUGGUGUGAUACCUCUUAC
Messenger RNA from Myotis daubentonii (Daubenton's bat), 1776 nucleotides. It is a transcript of the gene DNAJC5B, whose product is annotated as DnaJ heat shock protein family (Hsp40) member C5 beta. Lineage: Eukaryota; Metazoa; Chordata; Mammalia; Chiroptera; Vespertilionidae. The record is from RefSeq and is a predicted model, not a curated record.